Molecule: messenger RNA, 2015 nt
Organism: Brassica napus (rape)
Lineage: Eukaryota; Viridiplantae; Streptophyta; Magnoliopsida; Brassicales; Brassicaceae
Product: probable serine/threonine-protein kinase PBL22
Exons: 6
Coding region: 350-1495 (381 amino acids)
Biological process (GO): protein phosphorylation
Molecular function (GO): protein kinase activity; ATP binding
Source: RefSeq, a predicted model, not a curated record
UAGACCCCUUUCUCCAAAGAUCAUUCCCUUUAGAAGAUCGUAUAAAAUCUGUUCAUUAGUAUAUGACAUUUGUAUAAAUCAACUUUUAUAUUUUCUCUCCAAUCAAUAUUAUCUUUCCUUCUUUAGGAAACACUAGCUAAUUCAAUCAAAUCUUGCCGUUUGUCUUGAUGGCUUCAUAAUUUCCCUUUUUUACUUGAAUUAAAGAGAGAAAAGAAAGUUUCAAGGAGCUAGGUUAGAUGUUGGACAUGAUCUCAAACCAGAUCCUUCUCUGAAUCCAUUUCUUCCACCACUGUUGUUGUUUUUUCUUGGUUCUUACGUUUCAUUUCAUUACCUAAUUUUUAUAAACAAGAUGAGCUGUUUCUCUUGUCUCGACACACGAACCCAUGACAUGAGAAUCAACAUUGAUACCGUUCCUUACCUAACCGAUGAUUCCUCAGUUGGCACAAGAGGCGAUUCAAUAGGAGCAAGGUCCAAAUCUGGCAUAUUAGUUAAUGGGAAAGUGAAUAGCCCUAAACCCGGCGGUGGCGCACAGAGUUUCACGUUCAAGGAGUUAGCCGCCGCAACCAAGAACUUCCGGGAGGAUAACAUGAUCGGAAAAGGAGGGUUCGGUAGUGUCUUCAAGGGACGUUUAUAUUCAGGACAGGUGGUGGCUAUCAAGCAACUAAACCCAAAUGGGCAUCAAGGAAAUCAAGAGUUCAUUGUCGAGGUUCUCAUGCUUAGUGUCUUCAGCCAUCCAAACUUAGUAACUUUAAUUGGUUACUGUACUUCUGGUGCUCAAAGACUUCUUGUUUAUGAAUACAUGCCAAUGGGUAGCUUAGAAGAUCAUCUCUUUGAUCUUGAGCCUACUCAGAAACCUCUAAGCUGGAAUACUCGAAUGAAAAUCGCUGUUGGUGCAGCUCGUGGCAUCGAGUAUCUUCAUUGUAAAAUAAGCCCAUCCGUGAUAUACCGUGACUUGAAAUCUUCAAACAUUCUGUUAGAUAAAGACUUUAACCCUAAACUUUCUGACUUUGGACUUGCUAAAGUCGGUCCUGUCGGUAACCGGACACAUGUGUCUACUCGUGUCAUGGGUACUUACGGAUACUGUGCUCCAGAGUACGCAAUGAGCGGAAAGUUAACCAUUAAAUCGGAUAUCUACUGCUUCGGUGUUGUGUUGCUUGAGCUGGUUACUGGUAGGGAGGCUAUUGAUUUGAGUAAACCAAAUGGAGAACAAUAUCUUGUUUCUUGGGCUCGAGAGUAUCUCAGCGAACCUAAAAAAUUCGGACAUCUAGUGGACCCGUUGCUGCGUGGAAAGUACCCAAAGAAGUGUCUUAACUACGUGAUUGCCAUUACAGGGAUGUGUUUGAAGGAGGAAGCUAAUCAACGACCGACAAUAGGAGAUGUUGUGGUGGCAUUUGAGUAUAUAGCUGCUCAGAGCAAAUCUUAUGAAGCUAGAAGAGAGUCUCGCAAGUCUACUGACUCUGACCGGUCAAGAGAGGAAACACAACAGAGUUUCUAAGUUAUUUGAGUCAAAUGUGAAACCUCUGCUACAACCGUACAAGCAGAAGGUUGGUGAUAAGACCGCGUAAAAUAUUUAUCUUUGUUUCUUUGUUUUUUUCGGGAGGGUUUUGUUUAGUCAGUUUAAUAAUGGGAUUUUCGCACCUUAAAAUGAUACUUAAUGAUUAAAUAGCAGCAUAUAUAUUUAUAAUGAAAAUAUUUUGUGUUUUAGAGACUAUAGCUGAACUUAUAAUUCAGUAGGAUAAAUAUAAGAAAUUUAUGUAAAUCUAAUCUAUUAAUUUAGAGUCCUAUUUUUUAUCUACUUAUAAAUAGUCUAGGUUGAACUAUUACAUUUAACCAGAUUUUCUAUAAUUUCUACUUAUAUCUAACUUAAUUAUUAUUAAAUACAAGAUAUGAGCCGGUUGCGUUGCAACAGGUUUUGUUUGAUGUUUUAAUUUAAUAAAAACCAUAAAAUAAUAAACCACUAGGUGUUGUGCCCGCACAUGCGGGCAUAAUCUUCUUACGAAUAGUUAUUAUUUAUC